This is a messenger RNA of Lizanozyma spartinae, 1269 nucleotides long. It is a transcript of the gene FPR4, whose product is annotated as peptidylprolyl isomerase. The coding region runs from base 1 to 1269 and encodes 422 amino acids. NCBI's taxonomy places the organism in Eukaryota, Fungi, Ascomycota, Pichiomycetes, Serinales, Debaryomycetaceae. The transcript has a single exon. Gene Ontology annotation, cellular component: chromatin; nucleolus. Gene Ontology annotation, molecular function: macrolide binding; peptidyl-prolyl cis-trans isomerase activity. The record is from RefSeq and is a predicted model, not a curated record.
AUGUCUGGAUUAUUGCCUAUCUCCACUUACAACUUGGCUUUAGAGCCCUUCAAUCCUCAGCCUGCUAUUGCUGAUGAGUUCCCCAUCACCAUCAGAAUUACUUUAGCUGCUGUUGAUCCUGAAGCUGUUGAUGACAAGGCCGAGCCUUCAACCUUGAGAUUGUUGAAGAGAAACAAUGCAUUCAUUGACGACGACGAAGACGAUUUCCUUGACGACAUGGCCGAAGAAGCUGACGAAUUGGACGAAGAUGAAGAGGACGAGGAAGAAGAGGAAGAAGUGAAGCCCAAGAAAGGUAAGAAGGUCAGCAAGAAGGCAGCCCAAGAGGAAGAUGAUGAAGACGAUGAUGAAGACGAUGAUGAAGACGAUGAAGAAGACGAUGAAGACGAUGAAGAAGACGAUGUUUCUGAAUUUGUUGUUUGUACUUUAUCACCAAAGGUUCAAUUCCAACAAACCAUUGACUUGACCAUCACUCCAGAUGAAGAAGUUUACUUUGUUGUUACUGGAUCUUACCCCAUCCACUUGACUGGUAACUACGUUGAGCACCCAGCUGAUGAGGACUCUGACGAUGAAGACUACUCCGACGAAGACGAAGACGACUACAACUUGACUCCAGAUGAGGAAGAGAUGUAUGAUUUGGAAGAAUUGGAUGAUGAAUCUGACGUUGAAAACAAGAUUGAAGAAUUGGUUGAAGAAGACGAAAAGAAGUCGUCAAAGAAGAGAAGCAACGACCAAGUUGAAGAGACAGCACCAAAGAAGAAGUCCAAGAAGGAAGAAAAGAAGUCUGUUCAAUUCUCUUCUAACUUAGAACAAGGACCAUCUGGAUCUACUGUUGUCAAGGAUGCUAAGAACUCCAAGAAAGAAGCCAAGAAAGAAGCCAAAAACUCCAAGAAGCAAGAAGCCGCUAAGAAUGACUCUCAGUCUGAAAAGAAGUACCCCACCAAGACCUUGUUGGGAGGAGUUGUCACCGAAGACAGAAAGGUUGGUAAAGGUACUACUGCUAAGAGUGGAAACAAAGUUGGUAUCAGAUACAUUGGUAAAUUAAAGAAUGGUACUGUUUUCGACAAGAACACCUCUGGUAAGCCAUUCACUUUUGGUUUAGGUAAGGGUGAAUGUAUCAAAGGUUUCGAUUUAGGUGUUACUGGUAUGGCUGUUGGAGGUGAAAGAAGAGUUGUUAUUCCUGCUAAGAUGGGCUACGGAUCUCAAGCUUUGCCAGGAAUUCCUGCUAACUCCGAAUUGACCUUUGACAUUAAGUUAGUUUCAUUAAAGUAA